ACCAAAGUUCUUUUAAGGAUAAUCCACAUAUUUCUCUGAUAGAUCAGAAACAAAGAUGGCGAAGCAAUUGGGUUUACAUAAAAUCGUGAAAUUCUUUCAAGUAAUGAGAGAUAAUGGGGGUCCUUUCAAAUCCCUACGAACUUUGUACAGAAUGGAUACAAUAAAAACUGGAACAUUGGUUGGUGUGGAUUCGCUUGGUAACAAAUAUUAUGAAAAUAAUUCAUAUUUCUAUGGUACUAACAGAUGGGUAGUAUAUGCAGACCAAUUUGGUAUGGACUAUGAUGGUUCUCAAGUAACCCCAGAAUGGUUUGGUUGGUUACAUUAUAAAACAGAUUUAGUUCCCCAUAAGGAUCCCUCGAGACCCAAACAUAGGUGGAUGGCCGAGCAUAAACCAAAUUUAUCUGGUACAAAAGAUGCUUACAUGCCUUAUACUACUGUAAAACCAAAAAUCGAGGCUUGGAAACCACCCCAGUAAUAAAAUUGUUAUUUUGUUUGAUUCCAAUUAAAUAAUAGAAUUAUCUAGCUUAUAAUAACACACUUAUAUGUAGUUAUAAUUAUAAUAUGUAU
Nomia melanderi (Alkali bee) is the source of this 567-nucleotide messenger RNA. RefSeq names its product NADH dehydrogenase (ubiquinone) B17.2 subunit (gene ND-B17.2). The record is from RefSeq and is a predicted model, not a curated record. Gene Ontology annotation, biological process: response to oxidative stress. NCBI's taxonomy places the organism in Eukaryota, Metazoa, Arthropoda, Insecta, Hymenoptera, Halictidae. Gene Ontology annotation, cellular component: respiratory chain complex I; membrane.